This is a messenger RNA of Pollicipes pollicipes, 894 nucleotides long. Its product is annotated as 3-hydroxyisobutyrate dehydrogenase, mitochondrial-like. Gene Ontology annotation, cellular component: mitochondrion. Lineage: Eukaryota; Metazoa; Arthropoda; Thecostraca; Pollicipedomorpha; Pollicipedidae. Gene Ontology annotation, molecular function: NADP binding; 3-hydroxyisobutyrate dehydrogenase activity; NAD binding. The record is from RefSeq and is a predicted model, not a curated record. Gene Ontology annotation, biological process: L-valine catabolic process.
ACUGCAAUGGUUUUUUCUUGAACAGCUACGUCCGGCAGCCAUGCAACCAACUCGAAAGUGGGCUUCAUCGGUCUUGGAAAUAUGGGAGGACCCAUGGCUGAGAACUUGAUCAACAAGGGCCACGGCGUGUCGGUGUUCGACGUCUCGGAGGAGGCGGCCGGCCGGCUGGGCUCGCUCGGCGCCCAGGUGUGCUCCUCGCCGGCGGCCGUGGCCGAGGGGUGCGACCGCAUCGUCAGCAUGCUGCCCAACAGUCGGCACGUGCAGGACGUGUACGCGGGUGCUAACGGCGUACUCAGCACGGUGCGGCCCGGCACUCUGAUGAUCGACAGCAGCACCAUUGAUCCGGCCGUCUCCCAAGAGAUGGCGCUGGCAGCAGACGCCAAGUCCGCCGUCUACAUGGACGCACCCGUUUCAGGCGGGGUGAACGCGGCCCGCGGCGGCACGCUCACCUUCAUGGUGGGUGGACCGGACGGCAAAUUCGCCGCCGCCCGCCAGCUGCUGGAGUGCAUGGGCCAGAACAUUGUGCACUGCGGCGCCGUGGGCAGCGGUCAGGCGGCCAAGAUCUGCAACAACAUGAUGCUGGCCGUCAGCAUGAUCGGUGCUGCCGAGACCAUGAACCUGGGCACCAGGCUCGGCCUCGACCCCAAACUGCUGGCGAAGAUCCUGGCCACCAGCACCGGCCGCUGCUGGGCCAUCGACUCCUACAAUCCCGUGCCGGGCAUCAUGGAGAACGUGCCCUCUUCCAACGACUACAAGGGCGGGUUCGGCACGGCGCUCAUGUGCAAGGACCUCGGCCUGGCGCAGCCCUCGGCCACCGCGGCCGAGGCGUGUACGCCGCUCGGCUCGGCCGCCCACCAGAUCUACCGGCUGCUGGUCAAUCAGGGCCACGGCCAC